Molecule: messenger RNA, 144 nt
Organism: Ostertagia ostertagi
Lineage: Eukaryota; Metazoa; Nematoda; Chromadorea; Rhabditida; Trichostrongylidae
Source: the annotation of a GenBank genome assembly
AUGAUCAACGAAGUCGACAUGGAUGGCAAUGGUCAAAUAGAGUUUCCUGAGUUUUGUGUGAUGAUGAAACGAAUGAUGAAAGAAACCGACUCAGAGAUGAUCCGUGAAGCAUUCCGUGUAUUCGACAAGGACGGGUCUGCUUGA